This is a messenger RNA of Galeopterus variegatus (Sunda flying lemur), 5244 nucleotides long. It is a transcript of the gene GRIA1, whose product is annotated as glutamate receptor, ionotropic, AMPA 1. The transcript has 14 exons. Gene Ontology annotation, cellular component: dendritic spine; plasma membrane; AMPA glutamate receptor complex. Gene Ontology annotation, molecular function: AMPA glutamate receptor activity; transmitter-gated monoatomic ion channel activity involved in regulation of postsynaptic membrane potential. Lineage: Eukaryota; Metazoa; Chordata; Mammalia; Dermoptera; Cynocephalidae. Gene Ontology annotation, biological process: synaptic transmission, glutamatergic; modulation of chemical synaptic transmission; monoatomic ion transport. The record is from RefSeq and is a predicted model, not a curated record. Bases 79 to 2514 code for a protein of 811 amino acids.
UCUCCUUUUCUAGUCUGUUCCCAGUUCUCCAAAGGAGUCUAUGCCAUCUUUGGGUUUUAUGAACGGAGAACUGUCAACAUGCUCACCUCCUUCUGUGGGGCCCUUCACGUCUGCUUCAUUACGCCGAGCUUUCCUGUUGACACAUCCAAUCAGUUUGUCCUCCAGCUGCGCCCCGAACUGCAGGAUGCUCUCAUCAGCAUCAUUGACCAUUACAAGUGGCAGAAAUUUGUCUACAUUUAUGAUGCCGACCGGGGCUUGUCCGUCCUGCAGAAAGUCCUGGACACAGCUGCCGAAAAGAACUGGCAGGUGACAGCAGUCAACAUUUUGACAACCACAGAGGAGGGAUACCGGAUGCUCUUUCAGGACCUGGAAAAGAAAAAGGAGCGGCUGGUGGUGGUGGAUUGUGAAUCAGAACGCCUUAAUGCUAUCCUGGGCCAGAUCAUAAAGCUGGAGAAGAAUGGCAUUGGCUACCACUACAUCCUUGCAAAUCUGGGCUUCAUGGACAUCGACUUAAAUAAAUUCAAGGAGAGUGGUGCAAAUGUGACAGGCUUCCAGUUGGUGAACUACACGGACACCAUUCCAGCCAAGAUCAUGCAGCAGUGGAAGAACAGUGAUGCUCGAGACCACACCCGGGUGGACUGGAAAAGACCCAAGUACACUUCUGCGCUUACCUACGACGGGGUGAAAGUGAUGGCUGAGGCUUUCCAGAGCCUGCGGAGGCAGAGGAUUGAUAUAUCCCGCCGGGGAAAUGCUGGGGACUGUCUGGCUAACCCAGCUGUGCCCUGGGGCCAGGGGAUUGACAUCCAGAGAGCCCUACAGCAGGUGCGGUUUGAAGGCUUGACAGGAAAUGUGCAGUUUAAUGAGAAAGGACGCCGGACCAACUACACUCUGCACGUGAUCGAGAUGAAACACGAUGGCAUUCGAAAGAUCGGUUACUGGAAUGAAGAUGAUAAGUUUGUCCCUGCAGCCACCGAUGCUCAAGCUGGGGGGGAUAACUCAAGUGUUCAGAAUAGAACAUACAUCGUCACAACAAUCCUAGAAGAUCCUUAUGUGAUGCUCAAGAAGAAUGCUAACCAGUUCGAGGGCAAUGACCGCUACGAGGGCUACUGUGUAGAGCUGGCGGCAGAGAUCGCCAAGCAUGUGGGCUACUCCUACCGUCUCGAGAUCGUCAGUGAUGGAAAAUAUGGAGCCCGAGACCCUGACACAAAGGCCUGGAAUGGCAUGGUGGGAGAGCUGGUCUAUGGAAGAGCAGAUGUGGCUGUGGCUCCUUUAACUAUCACCUUGGUCCGGGAAGAGGUUAUAGAUUUCUCCAAGCCUUUUAUGAGUUUGGGGAUCUCCAUCAUGAUUAAAAAACCACAGAAGUCCAAGCCAGGGGUCUUCUCCUUCCUUGACCCUUUGGCCUAUGAGAUUUGGAUGUGCAUCGUUUUUGCCUACAUUGGAGUGAGUGUCGUCCUCUUCCUGGUCAGCCGCUUCAGCCCCUAUGAAUGGCACAGUGAAGAGUUUGAGGAAGGACGGGACCAGACAACCAGUGACCAGUCCAAUGAGUUUGGGAUAUUCAACAGCUUGUGGUUCUCCCUGGGAGCCUUCAUGCAGCAAGGAUGUGACAUUUCUCCCAGGUCCCUUUCUGGCCGCAUCGUUGGUGGAGUCUGGUGGUUCUUCACCUUGAUCAUCAUCUCAUCAUACACAGCCAACCUGGCCGCCUUCCUGACUGUGGAGAGGAUGGUGUCUCCCAUUGAGAGUGCAGAGGACCUAGCAAAGCAGACGGAAAUCGCUUAUGGGACGCUGGAAGCAGGAUCUACUAAGGAGUUCUUCAGGAGGUCUAAAAUUGCCGUGUUCGAGAAGAUGUGGACAUACAUGAAAUCAGCAGAACCAUCAGUUUUUGUGCGGACCACAGAGGAGGGUAUGAUCCGAGUGAGGAAAUCCAAAGGCAAAUAUGCCUACCUCCUGGAAUCCACCAUGAAUGAGUACAUUGAGCAGCGGAAACCCUGUGACACCAUGAAGGUGGGAGGUAACUUGGAUUCCAAAGGCUAUGGCAUUGCGACACCCAAGGGGUCCGCCCUGAGAGGUCCCGUAAACCUAGCGGUUUUGAAACUCAGUGAGCAAGGCGUCUUAGACAAGCUGAAAAGCAAAUGGUGGUACGAUAAAGGGGAAUGUGGAAGCAAGGACUCCGGAAGUAAGGACAAGACAAGUGCUUUGAGCCUCAGCAAUGUGGCAGGCGUGUUCUACAUCCUGAUUGGAGGACUUGGACUAGCCAUGCUGGUUGCCUUAAUCGAGUUCUGCUACAAAUCUCGUAGCGAAUCCAAGCGGAUGAAGGGUUUCUGUUUGAUCCCACAGCAAUCCAUCAAUGAAGCCAUACGGACAUCGACCCUCCCCCGGAACAGCGGGGCAGGAGCCAGCGGCGGUGGCAGUGGAGAGAAUGGCCGGGUGGUCAGUCAUGACUUCCCCAAGUCCAUGCAGUCGAUUCCCUGCAUGAGCCACAGUUCAGGGAUGCCCUUGGGAGCCACAGGAUUGUAACUGGAGCAGACGGAGACCCCUUGGGGAGCAGGCUUAGGCUCCCCCAGCCCCAUCCCAAACCCUUCAGUGCCAAAAACGACAACAAAAUGAAACGCAACCACCACCAACCACUGCGAUCACAAGGAGGACGAUUCAACAGAUUUUUCUGAAGAAUUGAAAAACCACUUUGCUGUCCCUUUUCCUUUUUUGAUGUUCUUUCUCCCUUUUCCAUUUGCUAAGUGAGGAUGAUAAAUAACACUGUACUGCAAUAAGUGGGGAGUCACCCUGUCUAAUGAAGCCUGUGCCUCUGAAAAAAGGAGUCACUGGAACACCGAUGAGGAAACUGGACUGCUUUUAAUCUGGUUGUUAACAUGUCUUAGUGUGUGCGAUUUUUUUUCUUACUAACAUUGAUGGUUUGCAGGUUCUGUUAGGCCUCUUCCUUCUUCUUGCUUCUUAUUCCCAACUCCCUACCCAUCCCUCUUCAGUUUUCAGAUGGGAGAUUCAAGAUUUGUUCCACCUUACAAGUAAGCAAAAGGAAAAAAGCAUCCUUCAAACUAAUUCGCCAUGGGGCCUCUCCACGUUACCCUCCACUCCUUGGCCCCAAGCCUUGGAUGGAGACAAUCAUUGUUGGAGGAGGGGGCAGCCAUCCCCAGAUGAGGCACUGAUUAAGCACUGAUCUAGUCGAGGACACAUGUGAAAAGCAACUCAGAACAAGGGUGGUGGAAAGAGCAAGGGCAGACGUGCAGUCAGAGGAGGACUCAUGAAGUUACUGCUGCUCAGAAGAAGCUUCCUUUAAUGUGUAAGAGCCAUUCCGUAGGCCCUAAGUGGAAUGGUGUGUUUCUUCACAGAGCCAACCUCAGCCCUGAGAAGUAUUUCCUUCUGCUAUGCUUAGGCUCAAAGGCACUCUGGUGGCUGAAGGGCAAUUGGCCUAAACUAACUAGACCAAGUAGAGCCUUGGGAAGAGCUGACAGCCAGGAAGAUAUUGCCCAUGAUUCUGGAUUCUGGCUUUUCGUUCUUUCUUUCUUUCUUUUCUUUUUUUUUUUUCUUUUCUGCUUGACAAUCUGAGCAGGAACCCCAUUGUGGAGUAGACUCUCUUUCUCUGUAGAGCCUCUGACAUGGGGGAAAAUGCUAUGCAAGCUAAGUGCAAAAGAAAGGUGAUGGAAGAAUUUUGGAAGAGGAAGCCUCAUCAGGACCCACACACAAUAGAGCUUUCUGUGGUGUGCCCUGUCCUAGGUUUGAGAGACCAAACAUGAAGUUCGGGGUUAUGCUGACACAGAGACCUUGGGUUUUUAUGUUAACACAGAGUGUUGUUCUGGCAUGUGGCCAGAUAUUAUCCUGUCAUCUUUAGAAAGCAAGAUACCCAAGGCCAAAUUAUUUGAAGAAUAACAGGGAGAUAGAUUAAGUUGAUAAUAACAUUGGGGGACCUUAAGAUUCCUGACCCCAACUUCUAACCCAAGGAGGCUGACCUUCCCUCUUGCUAAGGUAGAACGAGGACAUUCAAUUCCAAUACUCAGAAUCAAUAUGUCCACGAUUGUGACCACAAAUCUGAACUAAAGCAAGAUUGGAGAAGUGAUAAGGUUCAUGGAAAGAAGCCCAGGAUGACUACAACUUUGGUUGGAAGUGGGAGUCCCUGGCACAUAGCUUUCUUGGAGACCCCAACUCUCAUUCUUGGUGCAACUGGCUUCCAGCUCUCCAGCAGCCACUCUCCUAGGUGCAUGAUUCAGUGUGCGCCACGUGUCAUUAGCUUUUACUGAUAACCAUAUUCUGGCUUGUCCCCGUACCCCAUUUCUAUGCAGUCUUCUCUGCUAGGGGUUAUCAUUAGCAAUUGACAAGUUAAAGGUUUUGGAGCCUACCUAGGGGGUAGAUGCAGCAUGAUAGGCUUCAUCUGUGGAUUCUCCCAGUGGACAUCCACCAUCUCAGUGUCACUCCCAUUCUUCUCUCAUCAGCCGUACAAAAGAACCAUUCCAAAACCAAAUCCUUCACCCUUUCAACUCAAGUGUUAUUGUUCAGUCUCUCACCUGUAAAUGUGGGUAUGGUAUGUGAAGCACCAACCUCAGGAUGGAUUAUUACUUCUCACUAUGGCCAGCUGACAUCCCUCCCACCCCCUGCCCUCACACCAGAUUUUUCUCAGCCCUUAGCCUACCACUGCAGAAUCUGAUGUGACUCGCCAAUAGGGAGUGUGCAUUUUGGAAGAGUUGGAAAUAACCCUCUGCCAUCAACAUGCUUCAAAGACCUUUUGCCUUUGGCCUGGUAAGAUGCCUCUCCAGCCACUGAGUCCAGCAGUAACAUGAUCUGAGAAGGAGAGACUGUCUGUGCUAGAAAUGAGGGUCUGUGCUAUGCGGGGGUCCAAGACUCCAGAGGAAGAUGCUUUUCGUCAAUAGAGGGGUAAAGGGAAAACAAAAGCAAGAAAAAAGUUAACUUGUAUUAUGUAUUUUUACUACACUUUUCUUAAAAAUAGAGCAUUGGGGAAACUCUGGAAGAGACUGACAUUUUUCUCAACAGGAAUCCAUACUUAACAGUUCUGGCUUUCAUUAAAUUUUGCUCUUUGGUAUCUGGGCCUUUUAUUUAACAUCUAUAUUUGUUUUAACUCUCUUGGCAGAUGUGUGAAAGGAUUCUUGCUUGAUCAAACACUAAAUAUUUUUCUGGUUCCUGUUUUUCUUUCCAAUAGACAGGUUUUUUUUUUUUUUUCUCCUUUUGGUAUUUGCAUAAAAUGAAAAUAUCACCGAGAAUUAAAUCACUGUGGAUCCAUUA